This is a messenger RNA of Humulus lupulus (European hop), 949 nucleotides long. Its product is annotated as small ribosomal subunit protein uS7-like. Bases 92 to 694 code for a protein of 200 amino acids. The transcript has 4 exons. NCBI's taxonomy places the organism in Eukaryota, Viridiplantae, Streptophyta, Magnoliopsida, Rosales, Cannabaceae. The record is from RefSeq and is a predicted model, not a curated record. Gene Ontology annotation, cellular component: ribosome; cytosolic small ribosomal subunit. Gene Ontology annotation, molecular function: mRNA binding; rRNA binding; structural constituent of ribosome. Gene Ontology annotation, biological process: ribosomal small subunit assembly; translation.
CUAGCGAAUCGAAGCUCUCUGCUGACUGCGUCUCUCUCUCUCUGCCUCUCUUGCCGUCUCAGAACUCGACGAGAAGACUUACCUUGCAACCAUGGCGGAAGCUAUCGUUCAGGAACAACAUGAAGUGAAGCUCUUCAAUCGAUGGAGCUUUGAGGACGUUCAGGUGAGUGACAUUUCACUUGCGGAUUAUGUCGGAGUUGUACCGGCUAAACACGCCACUUAUGUUCCCCACACUGCUGGGAGAUACUCAGUGAAAAGGUUCAGGAAGGCCCAGUGCCCAAUUGUGGAGAGGCUUACCAACUCUCUCAUGAUGCACGGCCGCAACAACGGAAAGAAGAUUCUCGCUGUUCGCAUCAUCAAACACGCCAUGGAAAUCAUCCAUUUGCUAACUGACUUGAACCCAAUUCAAGUUAUAGUUGAUGCUGUGGUUAACAGUGGACCUAGGGAAGACGCCACUCGUAUUGGAUCUGCUGGUGUUGUCAGGCGUCAAGCCGUUGAUAUUUCCCCUCUCCGACGUGUGAACCAGGCUAUCUAUCUCCUCACCACCGGUGCUCGCGAGUCUGCCUUCAGAAAUGUCAAGACAAUUGCUGAAUGUUUGGCUGACGAGCUCAUUAACGCUGCAAAGGGUUCGUCCAACAGCUAUGCCAUCAAAAAGAAGGAUGAGAUUGAAAGAGUUGCCAAGGCUAAUCGUUGAUAUGGGAAAACAGGUUGGAGCAGUAAGAGGAAGGUUUUGUUUAUUGUGCUUUUUUAUUAAUUAGAAAGAGUUUGAAGAAUUAGUUGAAUGCUUGAACAUGAGUUUUGUGACUUUUUGUACUAGAGACAGACUGAACCCCCUUUUUUUUUUUAAUUUCUUACAUUGAAUAUUUGAUAUAUAUAUUCUUGGAGAAAAAAGGGCACAGUUCACUGAGUUGGGGUUGAGAAUAUGAUAUCAUUUUCAGCAUUAUCUUUA